Molecule: messenger RNA, 1815 nt
Organism: Sclerotinia sclerotiorum 1980 UF-70
Lineage: Eukaryota; Fungi; Ascomycota; Leotiomycetes; Helotiales; Sclerotiniaceae
Exons: 5
Coding region: 1-1815 (604 amino acids)
Source: RefSeq, a predicted model, not a curated record
AUGAUUCGACUGACCCCUUCCCUCAUAACCAUUGGUUUGGGCGAUAUUAAGGAUUAUGAUAGACGCGCAAAACGUCAAGCGAAGCUGAAGCCUGUGGAUAUUCCACAAACCACGCCUCACUCACAGAUCAUUUUACCGAUAAGAUCCAUCAGCCCAAGAACCAGAGUCCAUGGCCCAUCUGCUAGUGCUAUACCGAGCACCGAUGGAAGUCAUCUCGCGAAUCAAACUAAUCAGAAACCAGAUGAGGGUUAUAAAUUUCCUAGACUUGAAUCCCCUCUGCCAUUGGAAUGUGUUUUACAAAUUCCUGCUCAUGCUCAAGGUUCUGAUAUUUUCGACUGGACAAACCCAUCCCCUCGCUCUUCUGAUGGCACAAUCACAAACAACCAUCCUGUAGAUCACUCCUCGGUAUUGAUAGCGUCCGAUAGUUUACACAAUGCCACAAAUAGGGAAACAUUUGAAGAAUGGUUAGACGCGAGGCGAGGAAAGAUAAUGGAUGAGAUGCAGGAGGCUCAAAGUAGCCAGGACUCGGCAGAGCUUGAAGUGGGCGAAGAAUCCUUUGAGAAUUUGGGUACUAGACGGCUCUCUUCGCCUUCGAAAGACAACUUUGACUACGGUGGAUUUGUCGAAAGUCCUAGUCAGCAUGAAAGUGACCAAAGUCGAGGAUCUUCACCUUUCGAACCAGAAGAUUCCUCAACCACUCCCCAUCUCCAACCGCCGGUAGCACAGAGGUUACAAGCUCGUACAAGAUUACCACGCUCACCUUUGUUCCUUGCACAAAAUGCAUCGAGCUCACCAGAGCGACGUUCCACAACCAGUUUAACUCCCAGGGUUGUCUCUCCGCAAUCAAAGGGAACUGAAGACGAACCGAAUUCUGAUCGACCUAUUCGCGUCGAAGACAUUGACCCCCAUAGUCUUGUUUUGAUCUCAGAGCAAUCUGUAGUAUCCACAACAUCUUCUUUUAAUGCUUCCCAAGAAUUGCGUCUGCCACCGCCAUUUUCAACCGUUUCUAGGUCAGUCUCGAGGGCAGAAUCACUUCCAAGUUUUUCGCCAGGUGGAAAUCAAAGCGGGCCUUCACCUGCAAGCAUCGUAAGAAGCUUUCAAGGGAGUCCUUCAGUGAGCCCCUCAAGAGAUAUCUCUAUCUCAAGCUCCAUCAUUAGUCAACUGAUUCGAGAGCAUGACGAGAGACAAGCAUCAAGUCCACCUUCAGGUGGGCGUCGACGAUUAAAUCCUAUCAUCAGAGCUGCUGCACGCCUAUUCUCGAGUCCCAUAUCAAGAUCAUCUUUACAUAACUCUCCUCCCCCUUCACCAUCUCCAUCACCUCGUCGUCGUACAAGACCCCAGCCAUCUCCCAGAAGAGGUAGUGAUACAGGUCCACGAACAUAUACUCCACCUCGAGAAUACUCAGUAUACAACGAUUCCCUUCCCGCAGCAUCUCAACCUCAAACUCCUGCCCAUUUACCCGAAGCUCGGCAUCAGUCCCGAUACCAUCCAUCCUAUACUGCGCCCACAACUCGAUCUAUGGCUCGAUUGAGAAGUCAAAUUCCGGAACAUGUAGUUGGUACUCUAGGUCGACCGAGUGAUCCUUUCGAUCGAGAUUCUGCUCAGCGAUGGAUGCAUGAAUCCGAUGCUCGCUGGAUAAGACAGAGAUCUGGUUCGCCAGCAGGAAUGUCUGAUGAUGGGUUUCAAGGUCUUUAUGGUGGUAGGGAAAAUGGUGAUGAUGAACAAAGCUGGAUUGAUGGUGUUCGAGCUCGUAAUGCUGAGAUGAGAACGUGGCAGACGCGAAGCACUGAUGGGAGAUUGGAGGACGAGGAAUAG